Dictyostelium purpureum is the source of this 2193-nucleotide messenger RNA. RefSeq lists its product as uncharacterized. Lineage: Eukaryota; Evosea; Eumycetozoa; Dictyosteliales; Dictyosteliaceae. Gene Ontology annotation, biological process: G protein-coupled receptor signaling pathway. Gene Ontology annotation, molecular function: G protein-coupled receptor activity. Gene Ontology annotation, cellular component: plasma membrane. The transcript is spliced from 2 exons. The record is from RefSeq and is a predicted model, not a curated record. Bases 1 to 2193 code for a protein of 730 amino acids.
AUGACCAGGCCAUUUAGAAUCGUUGUUUUAGCAACUGGCCCAGCUUCAGAUUUAGGUUUUAAUAAUAUGAUCAAUCAAGGUAGAAUUGGUGUUUCAAAAGCAUUAAAUAUCGAAGCAUCAGAAUACUAUGUUGUAACAGGUGAAGAAGUUGAUCCAUUACUUAGAGAUUGGGUUAGAGAUAGAACUGUCGAUUUUGUUAUUUGUUCAUCUGUUGAACAUUCAACACCAUGUUUAAAUUUAGCUAAAGAAUUUUUAAACACAUCCCACACCUAUUUCCUUGUUAGAGGUAGUGGUGCUGUAACCAAUAACACCAUUCAAAUCACUUAUAAUUAUGCUUCAUCCAAUUAUAUCAGUGGUUAUCUUGCCGGUCUCGAAUCUAAAACCAAAAAAAUUGGUUUCCUUUCCCCAGGUGCUGCUGCUAACAAUAAUGAUUCUUUCGUCUAUGCCUUCUGGGUCGGUGCUAAACAUGCCGAGCCAAAUAUCGAGUUUUACUACUACAAUAUUGGUUCCUAUUUAAGUCCAGAUGCCACUGUUCGUGCCACCGAAAGUCUUAUUAACGAUUAUAAAUGUGAUGUCUUGGCUGAUACACUUGAUGAUUUCUCCUUGGGUAACACUGUUAUUGACGCUGGUUUAAAAGCUAUGGGUACAAACGGUUUCCCACAAAGAACAGUACACGGUGAAAAUGUAUUAUAUAGUUAUGCCUACAAUUGGACCAAGUAUUAUCUUCCAAUUACAAAAAAUAUUAUGUACAAUUUAGAUCCAAUCAAUGCUGGUAAUCAAAUUCCAAACGCCAAAUGGUAUGCUGAUUUCAACUCUAAUCCUGAUCAAAACUUUUUCGAUUUAGAUUUCAGUGUUUCAAUUUCAAAUGAUACCAAAAAAGCAGUUCUUACCGAAGUAAAGAAUUUAACAGAUCACCAAAGAAAGGAUCACUACUAUUACUGUAACACAUAUCUUGCCAACUAUUCCCUUCCAUACAACAAAACAACAGGAUGUAUUUCUACUGCAGCUUUCUUCUAUAUCAAUGCUCCAUUAGAGGGUAUGACAUAUUUGGGUUUAUAUAAUAUUUCAAUUGACGAGGUCAAACCAAGUCACUCUGUUCAAUAUUCAAUUUCAAUUGUAUCUGGUAUUUUAAUGUUAAUUGUAUUAUUAAUGAUGUUGGGUAUCGGUAUUUACAAGGAUAAUCCAUCAAUUCGUUCAGCUUCACCAAUUUUCUUAAACUUUAUCUUAUUUGGUGGUCUUAUUAUUUAUUUAGGUGGUAUUAUCUGGGUUAGUCCAGUUUCUACACAUCAAUGUAAUGCCAGAUUCUGGUUAGUUACACUCGGUUUUACAACUUUAAUUGCUAGUUUAGUAGUUAAAAACGUUAGAAUUUGGUUAAUUUUCGACAAUCCAGAAUUAAAAGCAAUUAAAAUUACCAAUUAUCAACUUUUCCCAUAUGUUGGUGCUUUCUUACUUGUUAAUGUUCUUUUAAUGGGUAUCUUAACUGGUGUCGGUGACUUAAGAAUGGUUGAAGAAACUGGUAUUGAUGGAAUCGGCAAAUACGAAUUCAUGAAGGUUUGUAAAAUGAACAGUCAAGGUGCUGCCACUCUUUACACUAUUCUCGGUUACUUUGCAGCUCUUUUAUUAGUUGGUGUUUUCGUUUCAUGGAAGAUUCGUAUUGUAGAUAUCGAAGAGUUCAACGAAUCAAGAGCUAUUGCAAAUACUCUCUAUGCCAUUAGUUUCUGUCUAUUCGUUAUCGUGCCACUUAUGGUUGCUCCACAAGAAAAACAAUCAGAAACCAUUAUUCUUUGCGUAGCUGGUCUCUUUAUUACAACCGCAGCUUUAGCAAUUCUUUUCGUUCCUAAAUUCUACAGAGUAUUCAAAUAUGGUGUACAAGGUACCAACGACAUGUUCAAAUCAAAGAAACCAUCCAAUGUAGCCACAGCUCGUGCUGAAAGUGCAAGCAAAAACUCACAAAGCAGUGGAACAAGAACUAACCGUAGAGGUAAUAUGAUCGAUGAUUUCUCUGAUGAUUCUGAAUCAUCUGUUGCCCCACCACCAGCCAGCGUUCCAGCCACUGGUGUCACUGGUGCUACUAUUUUAGCAGAAUUCACCGAUGAUUCUGUAUCAGAUAUCGACGAUAACGAAACUGAGCCAAUAGAAAAUGAUAAUGAAGAUUCACCACCAUCAUCAGCUCCAACCACCGAAAAUAACUAA